CGACGAACGCUCACGGAAGAUGCAAAAGAAAAAGGACCCGCUGGCAUCUUUCUGAAAGAUAUCCGCCAGUGACAUCCACCUGAGGCUUGCCGAAUGUCAACCCCUCUGUGAAGAUGAGACCAUGGUUCCGGUUGUGACUUCGAAAAAAGCCAGUGAACUACCUGUGAACGAGGUGGCCUGUGUACUGCAGGCUGAUCUGCAGUUUGGUCUCACCCAGGAGGAGGUAGCACGACGCCGCGCUUACCAUGGAUGGAACGAGUUUGACAUCAGUGAAGAUGAACCACUCUGGAAAAAAUACAUCUUGCAGUUUAAAGACCCUCUCAUCUUGUUGCUGCUGGCUUCCGCUGUAAUCAGUGUGUUGAUGCGACAGUUUGACGAUGCUGUCAGUAUCACCGUGGCCAUUAUUAUUGUUGUUACAGUUGCCUUUGUACAGGAAUACCGCUCAGAAAAAUCCCUGGAGGAGCUGGGAAAACUUGUGCCUCCAGAAUGCCACUGUGUUCGAGAAGGACAUCUGGAACACCUUCUGGCACGAGAGCUUGUCCCAGGAGACACCGUCUGUCUGUCUGUGGGAGAGAGAGUCCCGGCCGACCUGCGCCUGUUCGAGGCGGUGGAUCUGACGGUUGACGAGUCCAGCCUGACAGGAGAAACCGCCCCCUGCACCAAGACCUCCGCCCCACAGCCAGCUGCCACCAAUGGCGAUAUCACAUCCCGAAGUAACAUUGCCUUCAUGGGUACCCUGGUGCGAUGUGGGAAGGCCAAGGGCAUUGUCAUCGGUACUGGAGAAAAUUCUGAAUUUGGUGAGGUUUUUAAGAUGAUGCAAGCAGAGGAGGCUCCCAAAACCCCCUUACAGAAAAGCAUGGAUUUGCUGGGAAAACAACUCUCCCUCUAUUCCUUCGGGAUUAUUGGGGUGAUCAUGAUGGUUGGAUGGCUUCAGGGGAAGAACAUACUAGACAUGUUCACAAUAGGUGUUAGCUUGGCCGUGGCAGCUAUCCCAGAGGGCCUCCCCAUCGUGGUGACAGUCACUCUGGCCCUGGGAGUGAUGAGGAUGGUAAAGAAACGGGCGAUCAUCAAGAAGCUGCCCAUAGUUGAGACACUGGGCUGCUGUAAUGUCAUCUGCUCAGAUAAGACAGGCACUCUUACUAAGAAUGAGAUGACAGUCACUCACCUGUUUACCUCUGAUGGACAGCACGCUGAGGUCACCGGCGUUGGGUACAACAAUGCUGGUGAGGUGUUGCUGGAUGGUGAAAUGGUGCAUGGCUUCUCCAACACUUCCAUCAGCAAGAUUGUAGAGGCUGGCUGUGUGUGCAAUGAUGCAGUGAUCAGGAACAACACUCUGAUGGGACGUCCCACCGAGGGUGCCCUCAUUGCCCUUGCUAUGAAGAUGGGUUUGGAGGGUUUGCAGCAGGAGUUUGUGCGAUUGGAAGAGAUUCCCUUCUCCUCAGAGCAGAAAUGGAUGGCAGUCCGUGUCGUCCAUCGCACUCAGCAGGACAAGCCUGGUGUGUUCUAUGUGAAGGGCGCCUACGAGCAGGUCAUUCGCUUCUGUACUUCCUACAACAGUAAAGGAGUCAGUCUGCCUCUGAACAAUCAGCAGAGAGAUCUCUACCAGCAACAAAAGAGCUACAUGGGCACUGCGGGUCUCAGAGUGUUGGCGUUUGCCUCUGGAUCUGAGAUGGGCGCUCUCACCUUCCUUGGGCUGGUGGGAAUCAUUGACCCUCCCAGAGCGGGAGUGAAAGAUGCCAUUACAACACUGAUCAGCUCUGGUGUGGCGGUGAAAAUGAUCACAGGCGAUUCUCAGGAGACUGCAGUAUCAAUUGCAAGUCGGCUGGGCCUCUACACCAAAGGUUCCCAAUCUCUGUCUGGAGAUGAAGUCGACCAGAUGGACCUCCAGCAGCUCUCUCAGAUAGUGCCCAGGAUAGUGGUAUUCUACAGAGCCAGCCCAAGACACAAGUUAAAAAUAGUUAAGUCCUUACAGAAUAUCGGUGCAGUUGUUGCCAUGACAGGAGAUGGUGUUAAUGAUGCAGUGGCACUGAAGGCAGCGGACAUCGGUGUGGCUAUGGGUCAGACCGGCACUGAUGUCUGCAAGGAGGCAGCAGACAUGAUCCUUGUGGAUGAUGAUUUUCAAACCAUCAUGUCUGCCAUUGAAGAGGGGAAAGGGAUUUACAACAACAUUAAAAACUUUGUGCGCUUUCAGCUGAGCACGAGCAUUGCUGCUCUCACCCUCAUCUCCUUAGCAACGCUUAUGAACUUCCCCAACCCUCUGAAUGCCAUGCAAAUCCUCUGGAUAAACAUCAUCAUGGAUGGACCUCCAGCUCAGAGUUUGGGUGUGGAGCCUGUCGAUCGGGAUGUGAUCAGGAAACCCCCGCGGAAUGUACGAGACAGCAUCAUCACGCGCAGUCUGAUAGUGAAAGUCCUCGUGUCAUCCUUCAUUAUCGUGUGCGGAACUUUGUUUGUGUUCUGGAGAGAGCUGCGGGACAAUGAGAUCACACCACGGGACACCACCAUGACGUUUACCUGUUUUGUGUUCUUUGAUAUGUUCAACGCUCUCAGUUCCAGAUCACAGACACGGAUGGUGCAUGAGAUGGGCUUAUGCAGUAACAGGAUGUUCUGCUACGCUGUGCUGGGCUCUAUCAUGGGCCAACUGCUGGUUAUCUAUUUCCCUCCUCUGCAGAAGGUCUUUCAAACUGAGAGCCUCAGCAUUUUAGAUCUGCUAUUCUUGGUGGGCCUCACGUCCUCUGUGUGCGUGGUGUCUGAGGUUAUAAAGAAAUUAGAGAGACUCAAAGGUGGAGAGAAAACUACAGACAAUGAGGAUUUCCAUGACGUAUGACGCAUAUUGUGUCACAUGCAGAGAAUGUUGGGAGGGGCUUGAAGGGUGACGGGGUGUUGUUUGGAAUGUCGUCUGGGCUGGUCUCAUACCAUACGAUACAAAUAGGAGCGAGCCGUCGAGUCCGUCCUGUAUGUACAGUUCCUUUUUUAGGGUCAUCAUGACCAGCAAAAAUGGAGCUGAUUUUGGAAGAAUGCACUGGCCUGUACCCUUGGAGAUGCUUGGGAGUGCUGCUUUAUGACUGUACUACUACUACCUGUGGGAUCUGGACAAACUUAAUUUAUAAGAUACUGUAUCUGUCCAUACAGUGGCUGUCUUGAUUUCAUGAUUUAAGCGAUGUAUUAUGUUUUAUUUAUAUAUAUAUACAUACACACACAUACACACUGUCGGACAAAUGUUUGGAAUAAUGUACAGAUUUUGCUGUUUCAGAAGGAAAUUUGUAUUUUAAUUCACCAAAGUGGCAUUCAUCUGAUCACAAAGUAUAGUCAGAACAUUACUGAUGUAAAAAACAGCACCAUCACUAUUUGAAAAAAGUCAUUUUUGAUCAAAUCUAGACAGGCCCCAUUUCCAGCAGCCAUCACUCCAACACCUUAUCCUUGAGUAAUCAUGCUAAAUUGCUAAUUUUGUACUAGAAAAUCACUUGGCAUUAUAUCAGACACAGUUGAAAGCUAUUUGGUUCGUUAAAUGAAGCUUAACAUUGUCUUUGUGUUUGUUUUUGAGUUGCCACAGUAUGCAAUAGACUGGCAGGUCUUAAGGUCAAUAUUAGGUCAGAAAUGGCAAAAAAAGAAACCGCUUUCUCUAGAAACUCGUCAGUCAAUCAUUGUUUUGAGGAAUGAAGGCUAUACAAUGCUUGAAAUUGCAACUGGCUCUAACAAGGACAGAAAGAGAUGUGGAAGGCCAGAUGUACAACUAAACAAGAGGAUAAUUACAUCAGAGUCUCUAGUUUGAGAAAUAGAUGCCUCACAUGUCCUCCGCUGACAGCUUCAUUGAAUUCUACCCGCUCAACACCAGUUUCAUGUACAACAGUAAAGAGAAGACUCAGGGGUGCAGGCCUUAUGGGAAGAAUUGCAAAGAAAAAGCCACUUUUGAAACAGAAAAACAAAAAGAAAAGGUUAGAGUGGGCAAAGAAACACACAUUGGACAACAGAUAAUUGGAAAAGAGUGUUAUGGAUCUUAACCCCAUUGAGCUUUUGUUGGAUCAGCUAGACUGUAAUGUGUGUGAGAAGUGCCCGACAAGACAGCCACAUCUAUGGCAAGUGCUACAGGAAGUGUGGGGUGAAAUGUCACCUGAGUAUCUGGACAAACUGACAGCUAGAAUGCCAAGGAUCUGCAAAGCUGUCAUUGCUGCAUGUGGAGGAUUUUGGGAUGAAAAAGUAGUAGAAGUAGUUUAAUUUUUUUUUUUUCAAAUUGUAAUAGUAAUUUUUCUGAUUAUUAAUGUUCUGACUAUACAUUGUGAUCAGCUGAAUGCCACUUUGGUGAAUAAAAGUACCAAUUUCUUUCCAUAAGAGCAAAAUCUGUACAUUAUUCCAAACUUUUGGCCACCGUUUUGUGUGUGUGUGUGUGUGUGUGUGUGUGUGUGUGUGUGUGUGUGUGUAUGUAUAUAUUAGAAGUAUUUGGUCUUUUUAAAUCUUUCUUUGAGCAUUUCUGGUUAGAGGUUUGUGGAACAGUAUGUAAAAUACCUUUUUGCUUUCGAAUUCUAAAUAAUGCUUGAAUAAUCAUUUAUUUUCUUUGCAUAGGAGAAUGCUGUAAAUCUGUGUUCAUGAGAAGAUGAUUAUUUCAGUAUACGAUGGAACGGACCACUUAAAAUCAUGUUUUAGGUCACCCUAAAACUUGUGUGGUGAUGUAAGGUUAUUUACACUGACAACUGGAUAAGCAUAAUUUUACAUUCAUGGUACAUACAUUUUAUAACACCAUGAAACAGCCAGACUGUAGAGACUGGACUAUACACUGCAAAAGUCAGAUUUUAUAAUCUGCAUAUAGAUUACUUGUUUUGGAAGAUUACAGGAGCCCCCUUAAUGAUGGCAUUGAGAUUACAGGGCUCCAUUUUAUGAUUGCCUCCAAGUACAUGCACUAUAAGUUUGAAGCCUUUAAGAUUUACAAAUACGCAAUUCUCAGUUCAACAGUACUUGCACAGAAUCUACACUAUAUUUCAAUUCUUUUCAAAUAUUUUUUUUUUUCUCCCCAAUUUGGAAUGCCCAAUUCCCAAUGCGCUCUUAAUCCUCGUGGUGGCGUGGUGACUCUCUUCAAUCCGGGUGGCGGAGGAUGAAUCUCAGUUGCCUCCGCUUCUGAGACCGUCAAUCCGUGCAUCUUAUCACAUGGCUUGUUUGGCUUUUCCUAUCCUGUUAUAUAAUUUCUUGCCAUGUUAGCUGAACAAUUUGUAGUACAUAAAAUUUUACUGAUAUAUUUGUUGGUUAAAUGGUUGAUAAUUGUAUUAAAUGUUGGAGUGCAGAAUUAUUGGAUAGACUUCUAAUUAAACCCCCAUGCUGAAAACCCUCAGUGCAGCCCAUCAUAUUACUUCAUUUCCCUUUGCCAGCACGGUCUUGUUACUGAGGUACAGGUAAAGAUGAUACACUGAGUUUUUGCAGUAUGUAAUAAUAUUUCUUCUUAUUGAUGGACACUUUGUCCAUAUUUAUUAAUUAGUGGAAAUUAUUUUCCGCCCGUUCUGUUUUCAAGCACAGCUCUUGCUGUGAGAAAACACAGCAACAUACAUGUAUAGUAAAGUAUAAAUACAAGACAUGAAGGGUGACAUGUUAAAGAUUAUUUUAUUUGUCAUUUUUUGUUUUCUCUAUUUGUAAGAUUAUAUUUAUUUUAUUGUGGUUUGCACAGCUGAAACCAGUAAUCUGUUGUGGUUAUUUCAAAACACAAUUGUACAAUAAAAUUUUUACAAAUUUAAACAA
Messenger RNA from Myxocyprinus asiaticus (Chinese sucker), 5718 nucleotides. Its product is annotated as calcium-transporting ATPase type 2C member 1. The record is from RefSeq and is a predicted model, not a curated record. The transcript has 28 exons. Gene Ontology annotation, cellular component: endoplasmic reticulum; plasma membrane; Golgi membrane. Bases 122 to 2824 code for a protein of 900 amino acids. Gene Ontology annotation, biological process: manganese ion transport; intracellular calcium ion homeostasis; calcium ion transmembrane transport. Lineage: Eukaryota; Metazoa; Chordata; Actinopteri; Cypriniformes; Catostomidae. Gene Ontology annotation, molecular function: ATP binding; ATP hydrolysis activity; P-type calcium transporter activity.